CAUGACAUACGGCAGCAAACAUCGAAACACGCUUGUAAUGCGAAGUGAUUAAUGCGUAUCUGCACAAUGAGCGCAUAUUAAGUCAAAUAAUUCAACUCACAAAUUGCGUUUGAAUUCACAAAUCGACAAUUUUAGUUUUUAAUACUGAGAAUAUAGACACAGAAGUUAUUAGAUAGAUAGAUAGUACUUUAUUUAUUCCUUCUGGAGAGUUCCUUCAGUAAAAUUAACAUUUUCAGCACAAUCCCAUUCAAGAUCAGACAAACAUUACAGGGAGACAGAACAGGAUCGCUGACGGGUCUGCCGGCUUCCAGCGCCCCUUACAAAAAAGAUUGCCAUCAUUUUUGGAGCAAAGUCCAGCAACGCGAUAAAAGCCAAGCGUCGCUGACAUUACUGGCACACCGAAACAACCAAGAGAUUGACCAGAAUGGACACAACGUCGUCGUUUAUAAAGUCAGUAACCAAGCGAGUGUGGUCUCCACCGCAGCGACCGUUCAGGGUUUGCAGUCACAACAGGGAGAUCAAGAAGGGCAUCACGGCCGGGACUCUGGAAGAGCUAAAAGAAAGAGUAUGCCAGGCGUUGCUCCUCUCGCUUGUGUCUCUAGUUUGUGAGGACGAUGGAACGGAGGUAGACUCCGAUGAGUUCCUCGAGACUCUGCCAGACAACUACAUGAUCAUGGCCCUGGAGCCUGGACAUACAUGGCGACCCCAAAUGGGUGCAAUUGUUGCCAGAUCUCAAGACAAGAUCAAGCCCAAGUCAGGAAAAGACAUUGCGAGUGUCACGUUUGACCUUUACAAGUUGAACCCGAGGGAUUUGUUUGGCUCCCUAAGCGUGAAGGCCACCUUUCAAGGUCUGUACUCAGUGAGCGCCGACUUCCAGUGUCUGGGGCCCAAGAAAGUCAUUAGAGAAGCCCUCCGUGUGGCCUCCAGCCUCCUCAAUGCCGCAGGACACCUGCUUAUCGCCUCAGCCUCCAUGAUCCGCCGCAUCAUCGAGGGCGUGGAGCUUUGGCAGCAGCCGCACAAGGCAGAGUACACAACAUCCUGGAAGUGACAAACUAUGCUUUACUUUAAUUAUGCAAGCAAAAGAUAAAUUUUUCAGGGCAUUUUGUAUUUUUUUGUGUGUAAUGUUAAAACAAUGAAAUGAGUUUGACAGUGAUCAAUGAUAAUGUUAUCUUUAUAGCACUGCCCUUUCUGUGUGGGCGAGAAAAAGCUAACAUUUACCCCGUACGUUAUCCAACAUUGUUUUUCAUGUGGGGAAGAAAAAGUCUGAACACUCAUGAAGGUGGGUGUUGCCUUCUGGCAAGAGUGGGUCUUUGGUACAGUGCCUGAUACAUAUAUUUUAAUAUACUAUGUGUCUAUGGUGAUUCUCAUUCAUCCAGCUCAUUGAAUCUCAGGGCAUUCAAUCGGUCGCAACCGGACUGUUGGGUUUGUCUUAGAAGACGUUUCGCCUCUCAUCCAAGUUGGGUUCAUCCGUGUACUAUGGUUUAUUUGUUUCACACAUGCUUAACAAGUUACAAUAAGGAACAUCACGUACAUUUGUAAGAUUCAAAGUCUGAAAAGGAGUAUAAAGAAGCAGAGUUCAUUUCAUCCUACAACAUAUCUAUUACUGAUAACUGAUUUAAAACCUUGUUUAAAAAUUGUUUGUCCAUUCCUGUGUGAAAAGGAAGGACAGUUGAAGCGAUAAAACAUCAAUAAGCUAUUAAGCGUUUAACAAAUGCGUUAGGGUAGAACAAAAAAAGAUGUGUAUAUACUGAACAAAAAUAUAAACGUAACUUUUAUUUUUGCUCCCGUUUUUCAUGAGUUAAACUCAAAGAUCUCAAACUUUUACUGUGUACACAAAAUACUUAUUUUUCUCAAAUAUCGUUCACAAUUCUGUGUUAGUGAGCAUUUCUUCUUUGCUAAGAAAAUCCAUCCCACCUCACAGCUGUAGCAUAUCAAGAUGCUGAUUAAACAGCAUGAUUAUUGCACAGGUGUACCUUAGGCUGCCCACAAUAAAAGGCACAUUUUAAAAAGGUGAAGUUUUGCUUUACUGGGGAUCUGGGAGGGCUACCAUUUGCCUCACACAGUGCAACGCAUCUUCUUCGUAUAGAGUUGAUCAGGUUAUUGAAUGUGGAAUGUUGGUCCACUUUUCUUUAAUGGCUGUGUGAAGUUGCUGGCUAUUGGCAGGAUCUGGAUCAUGCUGUCGUAUACGCCAAUCUACAGCAUCCCAAACAUAUGCAAUGGGUGACAUAUUCGGGGAGAAUGCUGGCCAUGCUAGACCCCGAUAAGGACGACGAGCAUGCAAAUAAGCGUCACUGAGACGGUUUCUCAGAUAUUGUGCAGAAAGUAUUUUGUUAUGCAAACCAAUUGUUGCAGCAGCUGGUGUCAGACGAUCAUGAAGGUGUACCUGCUGGAUUUGGAGGUCCUAGGCUGGUGUGGUAUCACAUGGUCUGCGGUUGUGAGGUUGGUUGGAUGUACUGCCAAGUUCUCUGAAAUGCCUUUGGAGACGGCUUAUUGUAUAAAAAUGAACAUUGAAUUCCCAGGCAACAGCUGUGGUGGACAUUCCUGCAGUCAGCAUGCCAACUACACGCUCCCUCAAAACUUGUGGCAUUGUGCUGUGUGAUUAAACCUCACAUUUCAGUGUGGCUUUUUAUUGUGGGCAGACUAAGGCACACCUGUGCAAUAAUCAUUCUGUUUAAUCAGCAUCUUGAUAUGCCCCACCUGAGUUGGAAUGGACUAUUUUUGCAAAUAAGUAAUGCUUACGAACAGAUUUAGACAGAUUUGGGAAUGGACUAUUUCUGCAAAUAAGUAAUGCUUACGAACAGAUUUAGACAGAUUUGUGUAUAUCGUAAAAAUUUUAGCUACAGUAUAAAAAAUGGGAAAAAAACAAGUGUCGCAUUUCUGUUCUUUCUAGUGUCUAAAACAUCCACCCAUCCAUUUUCUACCGCUUAUUCCCUUUUGGGGUCGCUGGCGCCUAUCUCAGCUACAAACGGGCGGAAGGCGGUGUACACCCUGGACAAGUCACCACCUCAUCGCAGGGCCAACACAGAUAGACAACAUUCACACACUAAGACCAAUUUAGUGUUGCCAAUCAACCUAUCCCCAGGUGCAUGUCUUUGGAAGAAGUGGGAGGAAGCCGGAGUACCCGGAGGGAACCCACGCGUUCACAGAGAGAACAUGCAAACUCCACACAGAAAGAUCCCGAGCCUGGAAUUGAACCCAGGACUGCAGGACCUUCGUAUUGUGAGGCAGACGCACUAACCCCUCAGCCACCGUGAAGCGUGUCUAAAACAACCUUUUGUUAUUGGGGCGGCAUGGUGUAGUGGGUAGAGCGGCCGUGCCGGUUGCAGGUUUGCUCCCCACCUAUUGACAUCCAAAUCGCUGCCGUUGUGUCCUUGGGCAGGACACUUCACCCUUGCCCCCAUUCACACUGGUGAAUGAAUGUUGAAUGACAGGCGGUGGUCGGAGGGGCCGUAGCCGCAAACUGGCAGCCACGCUUCCGUCAGUCUACCCCAGGGCAGCUGUGGCUACAGAUGUAGCUUACCACCACCAGGUGUGAAUGAAUGAGGGGUUCCCACUUCUCUGUGAGCGCUUUGAGUAUCUAGUAAUAGAAAAGCGCGAUAUAAAUCUAAUCCAUUAUUAUUAUCAUUAUUGUCAAUGAUAAGUGGAACAUUUUAGAAUAGGUGGAUUAAUUAAUUAGAUUCUAUAAAAUGUACAAAAAAUAAAUCUGAACAGGUUGACCUUUUCAAAUGAUUACUUUUACUGUACUAAAUGUUCAGAAUUUUGUCAUUUUGUUGCCUCAACUGGCAAAAUGGUCUUUGCUACAUGUCCAUUUUGUCUUCACAUGUGUUAAUUCUGUUCUUUUGCAACAGAAAAUGAAACUAUCUUGAUGGUUACUCAACGAAAAGUUUGUGGAAACAUGUCUGACCAUCUGCAAGAGCAUGUAUGUCCUUUUGCAGCAGGCUAAUCUGUGACGGAGACGAUUGUAUCGCCAAAUGUCCUCAACAUGGCAAAUAUAUGUAAUACAGUUUUACUGCUGGGGUGACUUUUGAUGUGUGUGUGCGUUUCGUAUGCAAUUGGAGACCAGCACCGCCUGCACAACAUGAAGACCUGAGAGCGAGAGCGACGCACUACAGUUCCUGCAGAUGUACUCAGGACAUAAAGGUAGCCAAAACAUGGACUGGAGUGUAGCGACCAUCAAAAUAAGUUGUUUCUUGAGAUGAGGUAUUGACAAUAUACUUGUGCAAGCAAAACAGUUCCGGAUGUUUAUGUGGAAAUUAAAGCACAUUUCUGUAGUGUCUUUAUCCAGUUGUCACAUUAAGCUCUGAAAUUUUAGUGGGAUUAACUGGACAAAAAACAGAAUUACAAGUACAUGAGGAAUGUUGUAUUGUUUAAGACAGGCUGUGAUGUACACAGUUUUUAAAAACAUUCUACAUUGUGGCGUUAUUUAAAAACACGGGCAACAAACAAAUAAAACAAGACAGUAACACGUCCAAUUAGUGGUGAGGUUGAAUUUACAGACAGGACACUUAUUUUUAAAAACAACAUCGACCUGAAAGUAAACUUUGAUAACAAAGUUUUCACCAUCAAACUUUGGUAUAGGUCAAACUGCAAUGUUGUAACAUUAAGUCAAAAUCAAAAUCACAUUUUGUAAUCGGUAUUGGCCCCUAAAAUACGGCGUGCAACGAACGUAACAUCCUAACGUUUUAAGCAGCGCCUCUUGCAUAUACCCUUCGGCUUUCAAUAAAAUGAUGAGAAGGGAA
This is a messenger RNA of Nerophis ophidion (straightnose pipefish), 4739 nucleotides long. It is a transcript of the gene cideb, whose product is annotated as cell death inducing DFFA like effector b. The record is from RefSeq and is a predicted model, not a curated record. The transcript has 6 exons. Lineage: Eukaryota; Metazoa; Chordata; Actinopteri; Syngnathiformes; Syngnathidae. The coding region runs from base 425 to 1048 and encodes 207 amino acids. Gene Ontology annotation, biological process: regulation of apoptotic process; apoptotic process.